Molecule: messenger RNA, 799 nt
Organism: Paramecium octaurelia
Lineage: Eukaryota; Ciliophora; Oligohymenophorea; Peniculida; Parameciidae
Source: the annotation of a GenBank genome assembly
AUGAAUUUUUCAUAAUGUCCAGACGAAUUCCAAAUUGAAGAACAACAAUUCAUUAGAGUCCCCUAAAGAUCAUCUAUGAGUAGUUUCAACUUUGAGGUAUCUGAAGCAGCAUUUUAAGGAUUUAGAAACUAAAUACAAGUUUACCUAUCCCACGAAUGAAAAACAGAAUGAGACCAAAAGAAAUCAACUCAAUCAGACUCCUCCUCCCUCAAUCAAAUAGAAUUUAAAAUAUGAUUUAGACAGAAAUUAUAAGCAACAGAUUGAACUGCCUCAUCAACUCUCCAAAUCUCCGAAACAAUCCCUUUCUUUUAGAGAUCAAGGCAAAAUAUAGGUGGGCCAAUAGUAAAUAGAGAAACCUCAAAAGGAAAUCAAAUCAAUCCUGAACUUCUAAGUGGAUACCAAAUUCAUCAACAUGAAACCAAGCAAGAAGAGAAAUCAAAAACCUAUUCUACCUCAAUUUCAAUAAUAAUAAUAAUUAUACAAACGACCUUUGAUGAUACAGAGCAAUCCGAAAUACUAGAGAGUCUCUCCAUAGAAUCAAAACAAGAGAGUCUCUCCUUAGAAUUACAAUAGGAGUCCAAUUCAGAAUAAUAUCAAUAAGAAUUACUCUGAAAUCACUUUCCAUUAGGAGCCCAAAGUCAAUAAGUUUUAAUAAUUUUUAAAUAAAGCUCCUCAUUCAAUUGAAAUUGAUCACAAAAGAUCAAUCAAGUGGUUUGGUAACAAAGAACUUUGCGAAGGAGAAAUAAAUGGGAAGAUUGUAUAAUUUAUAAAGGCUUAAGAAUCGAAUGUGAUAUUAUGA